Molecule: messenger RNA, 879 nt
Organism: Colletotrichum orchidophilum
Lineage: Eukaryota; Fungi; Ascomycota; Sordariomycetes; Glomerellales; Glomerellaceae
Product: S1/P1 Nuclease
Exons: 2
Coding region: 1-879 (292 amino acids)
Biological process (GO): DNA catabolic process
Molecular function (GO): nucleic acid binding; endonuclease activity
Source: RefSeq, a predicted model, not a curated record
AUGGCCCGCCUGACAACGCUCGCCCUUCUGGCCGCCGCCGCCCUCCCCAAGGCCGCCCUCGCCUGGGGCUCCAUGGGCCACGCGACAAUCGCCUACAUUGCCACAAACUUUGUCGCCCCCGAGACGAAAAGCUAUAUGCAGCAGCUCCUGGGCGACACGACAGACGACUAUCUCGCCAGCGUCGCCAGCUGGGCCGACUCAUACCGCUACACCACCGAGGGCGCCUUCUCCGCCGGCUUCCACUUCAUUGACGCCCAGGACAACCCCCCGCACUCGUGCGGCAUCGAUCUCGACCGCGACUGCGGCGCCGGGGGCUGCAUCAUCUCCGCCUACGCAAACUACACCAACCGCCUCCUCCAGAAGCCCGCCCUGUCCCUCAAGCAGCGCCAGAUGGCCGCCAAGAUGAUCAUCCACUUCACCGGCGACGUCGGCCAGCCUCUCCACUGCGAGAACCUCGAGCUGGGCGGCAACGACAUCGACGUCGAGUUCAACGGGGCCAGCACGAACCUCCACGCCGUGUGGGACACCAGCAUCCCGCUGUCCAUUGCGGGUUCCGGGAGCAGCGUGCUGGCCACCGCCAAGUCGUGGGCGUCCAAGCUCAGCACCGAGAUCAGCUCGGGCGACUUUGAGACGGUGUCGGCGUCUUGGGUUGCCGGGCUGAGCCUCGACGACCCAGAGGCGCAGGCACUUGAGUGGGCGUCGGAGAGCAACAAGUUUGUGUGUUCCGUUGUCCUGCCUAAGGGUCGUGCGGCUGUUGAAGGGUUGGAAAUCAGCGGGGCGUAUACGACGAAUGCGCAGCCUACUGUGAGCACGCAGAUUGCGAAGCAGGGUUACAGACUUGCAAAGUGGCUGGAUGCCAUCGUUGCCCAACUUGCUUAA